Micropterus salmoides (largemouth bass) is the source of this 2143-nucleotide messenger RNA. RefSeq lists its product as uncharacterized. Bases 134 to 1669 code for a protein of 511 amino acids. NCBI's taxonomy places the organism in Eukaryota, Metazoa, Chordata, Actinopteri, Centrarchiformes, Centrarchidae. The transcript is spliced from 10 exons. Gene Ontology annotation, biological process: regulation of transcription by RNA polymerase II; anatomical structure development. Gene Ontology annotation, molecular function: RNA polymerase II cis-regulatory region sequence-specific DNA binding; DNA-binding transcription factor activity, RNA polymerase II-specific. The record is from RefSeq and is a predicted model, not a curated record.
GGACAGGAAAUAAACAAAACCAGACAAGCUGAGAGGAGGGAAGAAAGCCAAAGGUGCUGCUGCAAGUGACAUUAAUACCCGUGGCCAGGGUUGGGUGUGUGCAGCAGCAGCUGAACACGCUGUGACCACCAUCAUGAUGACAACUAAGAGGCUUGACAGUUUUGAGGUCUUGUGUGAGUGGGCUUCAUGCAACUUCAAGGGCCACACCAUGGAGGCGCUGAGCGAUCAUAUGUCACUGCACUUAAAGGACUACCUUGGAGACAACGAUGCCUUAGAGGAGCUGGAUGAGUAUGCUUGUCUCUGGAAUGGAUGUGAAUUUCUAUCCAUGGGUAGCCCUGCGGAGCUGGAGGUCCAUGCUUACUUCCACAACUACCACGGUAAGCUCAAGUUCGUCGGUUCACAGCUGCUCAAAUCCCGUCCUGAUCUGCCCAGCUGCAACCAAGGCUUGCACAGCAACAACCUGGUUCCUGAGGGAUCAGAUGGAUACGUUUGCCAGUGGGAACACUGUGAUAGUUCAUUCAACAAUCCCGAGUGGUUCUACAGACAUGUGGACAAUCAUGUUGAAAGUGCCGAGCCGCAGUCUUUCUCACAACAACAGCAGGCUCUCUUCUGCCACUGGACAGGCUGCGAUGCUUUCUUCAAGAUCAGGUACCGUUUGAGAGAACACAUGCGGAGCCACACUCAGGAGAGACUUGUAGCCUGUCCUACAUGUGGCAGCAUGUUCUCCAGCAACACAAAGCUGUUUGACCACCUACACAGGCAGGCCGAGCCAGUAGAGUCGCUGGUGUGCGAGCACUGUGGCAAAGCUUUUUCCAGCGAGAGGCUUUUGAGGGAUCAUGUUCGUCAGCAUGUGAAUCAGGUGAAGUGUCCCUUCUGUGACAUGACCUGCACCACCUUGGCAGCUCUGAAAAUCCACAUCAGGUUCCGCCACUGUGAUGAGCGGCCCUUCCCAUGUGACUUCUGUGACAAGAGAUUUAAGAACCAGCGCGAUCUACAAAAGCACACUGAGGUUCACAAUGAGGGCACCGUGUAUCGCUGUACAGUGGAGGGUUGUGAUUAUUCUUGUCACACAUUCCAAACCAUGAAUCACCACUUCAAGAGAGCACACGAGGUUGGGGGGAUGUCAAAAUAUAAAUGCCAUAUCUGUGAUAAGGUCUUCUCCUGGUGUUACACUCUCACACUUCACCUUCGCAAGAAGCAUGAGCUGAAAUGGCCUUCUGGACAUUCCCGCUUUAGAUACAGGAAGGAUGUAGAUGGUUUCCUGAAGGUAAACAUGGUGCGCUUUGAGACUGUGGAAGUGACAAAGGAGAUCAUGAAGAACAUGGCCAAAAAGCCACAGAGCCUUCGGAAAAGUACGAGAACCAGCAGCCGGAACAAGAGGGCUGCAGUCACACCAGAGAGCGGCCGAAGCCCUCCCGCAGGAUCCUCCUCGCCCUCCUCCAGCUCAUCCUCGUCAUACUCCUCAGAGCUGUCUGGUGGGGAAGACGUUUCGUCUCAGGCCAGCCCCAGGGGCAGUGACUCUCCUGUCUACUGUGUCAUGAGCACCAUCCCUCACAUUGAGGAGGAGCCUGGGGGAUUAUCUCAGGAGGACUGUGAUGGUAGUGGGACAUCUGGAGCAGUCCAGGCCCUUACGGAGGUUGCGAGGGGCCUGGGCAUGGACGUGGUGUGAUUCCUCUUUGCUGCACUGCACCAUGCGUCCAUUGUAGGCUCUAUUGUAGCUGUUAUGCAAUGAAUGUGGUUUGCCUCUUGUGGUAUAUUUUGCUGUGGAGCUGUUAGUGGAGACAUCACUAGAGCUGUUUUUUUGCUUGCCAAAGUUUUCUCAUUGUCUGCAGCGUCUUUAGAGUGGUGUUACAUUGAGGUGGUUAUCUCUACGCUGGCUCAGACCACGCAUUCAAAAUAGCAGAUCUAAAGCCUCCGCUUAGCUUUGUGACAUGUCACAUGAAUGGGAUUGCCUGUUACACACAGGUUAUUGUUUCUGACAAAGCUUAUGUGAAUGCGUUAGAAGCAUUACUCAGCUCUAUUAAUUCUUCAUGUUUUUCACACUCCAUUUUCUAUGAUAUUUCCAUGAUGUUGCCUGGUUAAAGGAUUUCAUAAGACAUGCUUUUUUUAUUGUAACAGAUUUUAAAUACAUUUUUGAUACAAA